Helianthus annuus (common sunflower) is the source of this 3152-nucleotide messenger RNA. RefSeq names its product protein ROLLING AND ERECT LEAF 2. Bases 329 to 2827 code for a protein of 832 amino acids. The record is from RefSeq and is a predicted model, not a curated record. The transcript has 4 exons. NCBI's taxonomy places the organism in Eukaryota, Viridiplantae, Streptophyta, Magnoliopsida, Asterales, Asteraceae.
ACAAGGGGAGCAAGUGUAACUUCUCCAUCUCUUUCUUCCCCAAAAACAACACACACAGUCUCUCUCUCUAUAGUCUCUCUCUCUCACACACACACUACAGAGAGUAACGAUUCCCCCACCCCUUUCUGCACGUUUAUCUCUCUCUACACCUAUAAACCGACGAUACACCACCUGCUGUCAAAGAUUCCUUCAAUCUCUCUCCUCAAAUCCCCAAAUUCAUUCCACCUUCUUCAUCAUUCCAAUCCUUAACCCCCUCAUAUUCAUCCACCAAGACCCAUAUUUUUUAAUUCAAUUUCGUCAAGAAUCCAUUUUUAAUUUUUAUAAAUCAAUGGGCUGUGUGGGUUCCAAACCGGAAGAUACACCGGCGGUUGCUUUAUGCAGACAAAGAUGUCACUUUCUCGAUGAAGCAAUUCACCAACGUUACGUUCUUUCAGAAGCUCAUUUAGCCUACUUUCACUCCUUAAAAUCCGUCGGUGAUUCCCUCCACCGCUUCUUCGAUCUCCACUCCUCUGCCGCCGGCGACGCCGGUGACUCCUCGCCGGUGCUUAAUCUUCCGUCGCAGCGGAAGGGAGACACUUCUAAACCUCCACCUCCGGCCGUUGGUGCCGGAGCCGGAGCUCCGGCGGUUACGCACCGGCGUUCGAAUUCCGGCUCCUCUCAUCUUCACUUUAACUCCGAUUCGGAUUCCGAUGAUGAUGAAUCGCUUCAUUUGCACUCCGAAAAAGGUGGCUCGUCGCCGGCGAAUCAUCUCCGGUACGGUAAUUUUAGUUACUCCGAUCAACAGGAUUCGUAUAUUCCGGCAGUUUAUCCUUAUCCGACGGCUGGUUAUUCUCCGGUUGAAUAUCCUUACUCUCCGGCUGGUUUUCCACCGGCCGGUUAUUCGUCCGGUGGUUACACGGUGAAUUAUAUGCGAAAACAACCGACGCCGUCGGUGUUGUACCAGCAAAAACCGAUGAGUUCGGAGCCUAUACAUUACGGUGAAGCUUCGUCUUCAUCAUAUUAUAGCAGCAGUAGUUAUAAUAAUAGUUAUGAUAAUCAAAACCCUAAUUUAAACUCUUACGGUGAGUUUUUUGGUUCUACGUCGCAACAACCUCCGUACGGUGGUGUUUCAUCACAGGUGGUACAGCCCGAGGGGCCGGGUUCGGGUGCGAAUACAAAGGCUCCACCUCCUCCACCGCCUCCGGCAACCUCGGGUUGGGAUUUUUUGAACCCGUUUGAGAGUUACGAGAGUUAUUAUCCGCCGUAUACGCCGAGUUUGGAUUCGAGGGAAGUGAGGGAGGAAGAGGGGAUACCUGAUUUGGAAGAUGAGGAUAUGUUGUACCAGCAGGAGGUUGUUAAGGAAGUACAUGGGAAUCAGAAGUUUGUUGAUUCGGGUGGUGGUUCGGGCGGUGGAGGGGGUGAGGAUGGUGGUGGUGGUGAGAAGAAGGGUGGGGUGGGCGAUGAGGGGAACGGGGAAAGAGCGGCUGCUGCGGGUGCGGCUGAUGUACAUUAUAGGAGUGUGCCGAAUGUGGUGGCGAAAGAAGAGGAUCCGGUGGAGUAUGAGGUUCAUGUGGUGGAUAAAGAAGUGGUUGAAGAUCAGAAGAAGCCUUUGGUGUAUAACAGUGAUUCUGAAGUUGUGAAGGAAAUUCAAACGCAGUUUUAUCGCGCUUCGGAGUCGGGUGGUGAUCUGGCGAAGAUUCUUGAGGUUGGGAAAGUUCCGCAUAAUCGUAAGCACAAUGCGUAUCAAGUUCCAUCCAAGAUGUUGAACGGGUUUACGCCUCUGUUAGCACUAGCUCCAGCUGAUCCUGCUAAUUUAGAUGUGGACGUAGAUUUGUUAACUAAAUCGAAGAAUCUUUCAUCCACUCUGCAUAAACUGUAUCUCUGGGAGAAGAAAUUGUUUGAUGAAGUUAAGAUUGAAGAGAAAAUGAGAGUACUCCACGAAGAGAAGAAACAAAGACUUGUACGUUUGGAUGAAAAAGGGGCCGAGCAUCACAAAGUUGAUGCAACGAGAACUUUAAUUAGAAGUCUUUCAACCAAAAUUCGAAUUGCAAUUCAAGUUGUCGAUAAGAUCGCUCAGAAAAUAAACACUUUGCGGGAUGAAGAAUUGUGGCCACAGCUAAAUGACUUCAUUGAAGGAUUAACAAAAAUGUGGAGAUCAAUGCUAGAAUGCCACCAUAUUCAGUGUGAGGCAAUCGGUGCAGCUAAGCGUAUCGACUCAAUUGCAUCUCACAAACACUCGAGUGACGCGAGUCUUGACGCUACACUGCAACUCGAACACGAACUGCUCAACUGGGCUAUACGGUUCUCAUGCUGGUUCGGUGCUCAAAAGGGGUUUGUGAGAGCAUUAAACGAAUGGCUUCUCAAAAGUCUUAUGUAUGAGCCUGAAGAAACCGUGGAUGGGCCAGUUCCCUACUCACCCGGUCGAAUCGGUGCACCAGCUAUAUUCAUAAUAUGUAACCAAUGGGCUCAAGCCAUGCAAACAAUCUCCGACAAAGAAGUGGUUGACUCGAUGCGGAAUUUCGCAACGACUGUUCUUCAGUUAUGGGAACGCGAUAAGGGAGAAAUGAGACAGCGGACGGUGGUUGAUAAAAACCACGACAGAAAUUUAGAUAAAGAGGAUCAAAAGAUUCUUAAAGAGUUGCAAAUGUUGGAUAAGAUGAUUGUUGUUUCAUCGGGAAACGAUAUGUCGUUAGGACAUCAUGUCUAUCAGAGUGAAACUAGUACAAACGUUAGUCUGCAAACGAGUCUACAACGCGUAUUUGAGUCCAUGGAACGGUUUACUUCCGCUUCAUUGAAAGCUUAUGAGGAAUUAUUGAGACGGAUACAAGAAGAUAAUCUGGCUCGGUAGCGAGAACAACAUGCUUUAAUAGACCGAAAAUGAAACCGCAACAGCCUCCAGGUAUUGAAACACAAUCGUCGGGAUUUUGGGGAUGGUCGGGCCCUACUGUGGGGACACAAGGCGAGAGCUGAUUGAUUGACCGGAAGCAGAAUUAAGCAUGUAGACGUCGCGGACUUGUGGGAUUGAAAGUGCGGGUGGUUAGUAUAGAGAAAUGUUGCUACAGUAAUUAUUAUGAAUGAUUGAUGUGUGUUGGUAGGUAAUAUGUUGGAUCCUAGAGCAUUUAUGUUAGAUAUGUUAGAAGAAGAAAAAUGAAUUGAUUUUUUUAUUGCUGAUC